UACAUGACACGAUAUACAGGUGGGACAAGUCUAAAGUUUCUAUACAAAUCUGCCCAAGUUUGAACUUUCAGAAGGUAGACAUUAGGUUCAGAAUUUUGGUGCGGUUGGGAUGCCAGACAUGCCGAGGGGAGAGAUCUAUGCAGAACCACAAAGACUUAUGUUUUCUGGUGAGUCGAGAUACCUGAACUCGCUUUGGGUUUCUGGAAAUGAAGAUCGAUCUAGCUCAACUACCAUCGGUUUGGAACUUGGAGCUGCUAAUAUUGACCCACAUAAUAAGAAAAUACAGGACAAGAUAGAGGCUGCAUUAAAGGUCGUAACGUUCCGGGAGCAACAUGUUCUGGUCCAGUUUUGGGGGCCUCAUGAGUUUGGGAAGCACCAAAUACUUACAACUCUAGGUCAACCAUUUGGUGUUGGUGUACAUGAUGCAGGGCUUAGUUUGUAUCGGCGGGAUUCUGAGGGGAGAUCUUUUGUUGUGGAUAAGGAUCAUGAAGAAGAGGACUGUAGUCCUACAGCUCGAGUAUUCAGACGGGGAUUGCCAGAGUGGACACCUGACGUAACUAAUUACAUGCCAAAACAUUUUCUGCAACAAGAGUGUGCGAUUCGUUGCAAUCUCCAUGGGUAUUUGGCUUUACCGGUUUUUGAUUCAAAUGCACCGUUAUGUGUUGGUGUGCUUGAGCUCUUGACGUCUUCGAAGUACACGAGUUAUGCUUAUGAGGUUCAACAACUUCACAACGCACUUGAGACAGUAGAUCUGAGAACCACACAAGCAUUUGGUUGUCCUGCCUUAAAUGUUCUUAAUGAACGCAGGAAAAAUGAUUCCGAUAAAAUCUAUGGGAUUCUGAAAACGGCGUGUGACAUCCACGGUUUACCUCUUGCUCAGACAUGGGCUGUGUCUGAACACAGUAGUUUUGUUUCCCAUGAAAAGGUUAUACAGAAGAGCUGUGGUAGUUUUGACACUAGAUGUGUUGGCAAAGUCUGCAUGUCAAGAGCCGCUCUACCUUUUCAUGUUCAAGACCUGGGCGUGUGGCCUUUCUCGAAAGUGUGUAGAGAACGACACCUGGACGGGUCCCGUGGCUAUGUUGGCAAGGCGUUGUUAUCCCAUGGUUCAUGUUUUUGUGGAGACGUAACCAAACUCGGUGAAGAAGAGUACCCUUUGGUCCACCAUGCACGCAUGAACGGUUUGACCAGCUGCUUCGCAAUCUUCUUGCAUAGUGUUGAAGCCAAUGAUUAUGUGUUGGAGUUCUUUCUACCGCCAGACAUCAAAGAAUGCGGAGGCGUACUGAACUUGAUGCAAACAUUGAAACAGAAGAUUGAAAUAGCUUCUGGAUUUGAACUAGGUGACAGUUCACGUAUACAAGUUGUGGGACCACCUACAAACAUCGCUAGAUCUUUAAGCAUAGACGCUCAUACUAUCCAGAUAUCAUCAAUCACAACAACAAAGAAUGACAAAUUCGAGACCGUUACAUCAGAUUCAGAGUCAACCAUGGUAAAUAUAGCUAAUAAAACCGAGUCUUCUGCAAACGUACCGAACCAAUGCCCACCCAAACAAAUUCACCCUGAUAAAUUCAGUCAUAUUAUCACUGGCACAGAAAACAACAUUAAUGUAGUUGGUGCAAGAAAAAACGAGAUGAUUUCCUAUCCCAGUGUGAGUAUGCAAAAAACGAGCGAUAACAUUACUGAUGCAGGAGAAAAAAACAACCGUUUAAAACAAGGUAGGAAGCGUAAAAUAGACUCUCUAACAAUGGAGGCAGUCGAAAAAUACGUUGAAAAACCAAUAGAUGAAGCUGCCAAGAGCCUUGGAGUUAGUCGGUCUACUUUGAAGCGUUUUUGUCGAGAGCAUGAUAUGCCAAGUUGGCCAUUGCCAAAGCACAGCAAAAAAACUGUUCAUACUACCGACUUAAAACCGUCACCAAAAGCAUGGACGAAGCAAAACGUGCAAUGGCAUUCAAAUAAACGUUUUCGUUUUGCUUUUGUUGUGUUCCUGAUGGUAAGGGUUAAGAGGUGGAGUUGUUCAAUAAAAAGCCAUGGAGUUUCAGGCAAGUGGUGGAGUUGUGGCAGGCAUAGCUAUCUUCCUUCUAAAUCAGAUUUUAUAUACCAAGCAGCACGUCUGUUCGUGCUGUUGAGACGGUGGAAAAAUAAGAAUUCAAUGAGGAAUACAUUACGUAGUGGUGAUCACCCUGCUGUGAGUGAGAGCACAACAAAACCCAAAUAUACAAUAAACAUUAUAAACCCGUAUUCGUGUGUUGUAGAAUCUACUCUUGUUCAUGCAUCCCCAAAACAGACUGUGACCAAUAUCUCAAAUAUAAAGAUGGUGACAGUGAAGGCAACUUUUAAUGAAGAUAUGAUAAAGUUCCAGUUCCCUACUUCAUCGGGUCUUUUGGAACUGGAACACGAAGUGGCACGAAGGAUUAAGUUAAAAACUAGAAGGCCUCGUUUAAAAUACAGGGAUGAAGACAAUGACCUGAUACUCCUUGCUUGUGAUGCGGAUUUACACCAUCUUUUAGAGUUUGCAGCUAAUCACAGUCCUAUCAGAUUAGUCAUUGUGGCUGAUGAUUAAUUAAUUACAAAAAUUGUCAUAUGGAUGUAUCAUGUGUUUUACAGUAUUCUUAGAACUCAAUUGUAUAAUACUUGAGGUUAAUGUAACAUCCCGAUCCGAAAUUUUUAGUAGCAGCAGCAUAUCAGUUUUGUAUUUGAAUUAGAAUUAUGAUUUAUGCAAGCAGCAACAGAUUUUCGUU
Messenger RNA from Helianthus annuus (common sunflower), 2735 nucleotides. Its product is annotated as protein NLP7. Bases 110 to 2557 code for a protein of 815 amino acids. NCBI's taxonomy places the organism in Eukaryota, Viridiplantae, Streptophyta, Magnoliopsida, Asterales, Asteraceae. The transcript is spliced from 5 exons. Gene Ontology annotation, molecular function: protein binding; DNA-binding transcription factor activity. The record is from RefSeq and is a predicted model, not a curated record.